AUGCCCAGGUCCGACUCAAGUAACAGUUUUGAAUACCGAGCAGGUCCUAACCAUCGCCCUUCCAACAGACCCCAAAGAGAACGAACUUAUGAUACCAUCGACGAAGUCAAUCCAAGAAAACCUCCAAGACCGUCAAAACCACCAUCUAUUACCAGCUCAAACAGAUCAAAGCCAACUCAUGAUGUCCACAGCUGGGGAAGAACGAAAAACUCCACUCCCCCAUCAAAUGCUUCCUCGUUUUCUCAUCAUGAAAAUGUGAGAACUACCGAAGGAGGCUUGUCUCGGCAAUCUACUCUGAACAUUCGAUCGGAAAUAUCAAGAAUAAGAGCUGAACUCCGUCAACUCGAAAUGGACGAUUCAAGAAGUCCUAGCGAAAUGGCCGAGCUGACAUCUCACUAUGAGCUCCAGCUCCGAAAAAUGGUUCAUGAACAAAUACCUGAGAAUUCCUCUAUUCACGAGUUCAUCCAUCCUGAAGACACUAUUCGACCGCCAAGCAGACCCGUGAAGAAUCGAGCGCCUCCGCCACCAAAUCAGGCCCCAUCAAUUGUUAGCCGCUCAUCAAAAAUAUCCAAUCGACGGGCAGAAAUUGUCGAUCGACCGACGCCAAAAGUAAGAAGUCGUCAAUCGUCAAGUCAACCUAUGCCACAGCAAUCGUCUACUCAAGCAAGACGGCGGAAGAAACCAAAAGAUGAAUUCGAAGAUCUCCCCCCAGCAACUGGUAGACCCUGGAUAGACGCAGCUGGAAUCGAGCGAAUGGCUGAAGAAGAUGAUGGCGAGGACUGGAGCCAUUUCAAAGAUUUUGUGAUGGACGAUACUCCCGCUCCAGAGGCAUCGAUCCCCGUCCCAAAGGUCCAAUACAAACCAACAAACUACAUCUACCAGUUUCUUUACAUUCUAUAUCUUAUUUCCUUGCUGGCUUACAUCUACGUCCGGCUGACCUUCACUCUGGACGCACCUGGAUUGAAUCGAAUUUACUGCUGCCUUGUGGCCAUUUUGGAGAUUUCAACGUGCCCGAGCUUGAUUAUUCAAGGAAUGACGAUGUGGAAGUGGACCUCUCGCGAAGAACCGUCUCUGGCAGCUUUUGAAAGACCAAAAUUUCAUACGAUUCGGGUAAUGAUUCCGACUUACAAUGAGCCCCUGGAAGUUGUCGCUGGAACACUUCACGAAGUUAUGCACAUGGAUGUCCCAACAGGACUUCAUCUUCAUAUUUAUGUUCUUGACGACGGGAAGCGAGGAAAUCUCGAAGAAUACAUCCUUGGGAGGCGUACAAAAAGAAAUAUCAAUCACACUCUUCGGUUCAUUUACGACUACGCGGAUGCGAAAGGAGAAGCUGUUGUUGUAUUCGACGCUGAUUUCAUGCCCCGGCGUAACUAUCUCUGGCGAGUGCUUCCGGUGUUUUCUGAAAAGCGCGAUCGACCGAUUGGUUUGGUUCAAACGCCUCAGUUCUUUUACAAUGUCAACGCGGAUGAAGAUGUUUGGGAUCAUUUGAAUGUUUCCUUCUUUCAUCGUAUUGAACCUUCUCUUGAUCAAUGGUCCGCUGUCAACUGCUGCGGGACGAAUUUCACCGUGCGUGCGGAUGCGCUAAAAUCAGUCGGAGUUUGCUUUUACUUUUUGAUCUACUAUACUGUCGGCAACUUGCUCUUGCUCUACCCACCUCCUGGUUUUCAAAUCAAAGACAUGUGGAAUGGAGAACUUGCCUCGACCAACCUUUGGUACACUUACUUUAACGGUGUCAGAAGAAUCGUGGGAGUCAAAUUGACCCAAGGAAGAGGUGAAUUGACAUUCAAAGCGACAAAGAAGAAAGCUGAAGGAGAUGAAGAUAACGAUUCCGGCGUUGGAUUUCAAAAAGAAGAUGUUCGUGCUUGCUACAUGCACUUUAUCAUGUUCUUCUUGAUGCUGAUAACAAUUUUGUACGCGAUCAUAAAGGCCAUUAUUGCGCGAUCGGUGAAAUUUUACUACUACUAUAUGUACAUGAUUGGAAUGGGCUGGUCACUCAUCAAUAUUAUUCCGUAUUUGAUCGUGGUCAUCUAUUGUUGGUACAGAACUAGAAUUCCUGGAAUUAUGUGCGCGAUUUUGAGAAACGUUCAACUUUUGCUCCGAGGAGCAUGUGCCAUUUUGCUUCUCAUUCAAGCGUUCACAACACGAAACCUCACAGAAAAGUUCGUUUGCCCGCACCCAUACUCAGCUACCAUAGGAAUUGACAGAUUAACGAUGAUACGAACUCUUGACGAUGUGACUGGAAAGGAGAUUGAGCGCAAUACCUUUUGGUUGCUUGGGAUGAAAGACGAUUUCUAUACAAUCCAGCAGAUUAAACAAUCAGCUUGCGAAGAUUCGUCUGUCCCAGUUGUUGUCUUUUACAUGGCACCACGAACAGGGCUUGUUCUCGACGAGCAAGCUUCUCAUUACAUGCCGCCAGAUCGUCUCCCCACUUGGGAAGAAUACGACGCGAAAAUAGAAGAAUAUGGCGAAGCCUUGGCUGAUGUUCCUUUGAUGCUCAUUUUGGAGCCUUCGUUUUUAAUGCACACUUUCAACUCUGAAAAUGAGUAUCAUGCUGCGGAUCAUCAACUUUCCUUCACUCAGCGCGUUGACAAGAUCAUUCGAAGAUUCCCCAAAGCAUGGACUUACGUGGAUGCUGGAAACGCACUUUACCUUCAAUGGGCAGUCAACAUGGACCAUAUUGUCGACGUGCUUCAGCAGAUGCCCGUCGGGCUCCGUGGCUUCGCGAUGAAUGUCGGCUCCUUUGUCAACUCAACGUACAAUAUGCAACUUGCCGCUGAGCUUCAUUGUCAGACUGGACUCAAUUACGUUAUCGACACUUCGAGAAAUGGCGGCAUUUUCUCUGACCGGUCUAUGGACGAGAUUAAUGAGUGCACUUACGACCCGCCCUACAUAUCUCGAGGUGCUAUCCCUGGUUAUGGCCCUGGGGCCAAGAAAGCCAUCAACAGAGUGGACAAUGACCUGAAGAUCGAUAGUGACUACGAAGACUACUAUGGCGACUACUACUACAGCGAGUACUAUCGGAAACGAAGAAGUACGGAACCCUCUCAAAAUCGCUAUCGUCGUCAAGAAUACGAAUACGACUCGUAUGGCUACGACUACUACGCAGACUAUGAUCCGGCGGUACUUGAAUGUCUCUCAAGUGAGAUUGAAAAGGGGCACGACGCAAAUAGCUGGGUAAAGACGCCCGGUGAAGGUGAUGGACGGCUCUUUGCUUCGGGUACUUAUCACGAAUGCUUGCUCGAGCACACGAUUGAAUGCUCUGAUACAUGCCCGGCCUAUGUUCCCAAGAUUAAUGGCGAAUUCGCCCGUGAAAAGACGUGCACAUGCAAUCCAGAUGAGCUCGAAGAUUACAGCUACGACGAUUCUGAAGAUUAA
Messenger RNA from Oikopleura dioica, 3375 nucleotides. The record is from the annotation of a GenBank genome assembly. Lineage: Eukaryota; Metazoa; Chordata; Appendicularia; Copelata; Oikopleuridae.